This is a messenger RNA of Protopolystoma xenopodis, 723 nucleotides long. The record is from the annotation of a GenBank genome assembly. NCBI's taxonomy places the organism in Eukaryota, Metazoa, Platyhelminthes, Monogenea, Polystomatidea, Polystomatidae.
GCAAGCUACCUACUGCCGCCCGAACACCCGUCAGCCGGUUGGCUGCACACCUCCGGCCUCCUCACGCCAGCUUCUCCUACCGGCGGGGUUGCCGUCGUCUGGAUCGACCGAGUGGCUCGUGUCUGCCGGACCUACGACACUCGUGGACUCGUCGCCCAUCGGCCCGACCGCCAAUUGGCGGCGCCGAUGCAUUCCGCGUUUGUCGAGUGUCUGGCUCGUCAGGCCAUGCAUAAAGCGGCCGGCCGAGCGUCAGUCUUCCCCAACAGCAGAGGCCUUACGGCUGUGGCCGACACGACCUGGACCGACGACCUACAGACCGGACCGCACGAUCAGACCAUGAAUCCGGUUGCUCGAAUUCCGCCAGAGAGGUUGGUGAAACGAGAAUGCGCGGUCGCAUCUUCCGCCCACUCUUGCUGGUACGAGAUAGCCUUUUGGCAGACAAGGCCGAGUGGAAUAAAAUGGUUUUCUGAGGCCAUUACGUGUGCCAAACUAUGGGUCCUUAAGCCACCUUGUGGGAGGCUUCAUUUUCUCUCAGGGUGUGUUCUCGAUCCUCGAGUCUACUCGAUCGCUGCUUACGGAGAAGACUUGCUAUGCAAUAUUGUGUGUCGGGCUGUACUACGGCCUCGUCCAUUCACCUCACGUCUACUUGCGUCUUCAAGUCUCGAGGAAUUCGACUACCGAUUGUCGGGUUCAGAUGCCCUCGGUUGGCGACUGUUGGUAUAG